GAACCGGGAGUAAAAUUUUGAGAAGGCCUCUACGGUUCAGCGCACACACAUGGUUACCACCAGUUUAACCGAUUGAGUAAUGCUGUGCUGUAGUUUUGUUUUUUGUAAUGCAGAAAAAAUGGCUCUUGAACCUGGAACAGUAAAAUUCACCGUGAGCAUGAUAUAUUUAAUUUGCCUUUGUUCAGGUAAAAAAGUGAAUGACCGUCCAAUCAUCGGUGUAAUGUCGCAAGAGACUCACGGUGAUCUUGGAAAAUUUGGACCGUCGGUGGUCGUCGCAUCUUACGUAAAGCUUGUAGAAUCGGGUGGUGCUCGUGUCGCGCUUGUUAAGAUAAACCAAUCAAUGGACUAUUACAUAAAAAUGUUCAACUCAAUAAAUGGGUUGAUAUUUCCAGGAGGUGGACAGUCAGAUAUUCUUAAUUCAGGGUAUGGAAAAGCUGCAAAAAUCUUUUUUAGUAUGGCAGUUGAGAGCAAUAAUAAAGGGGACUACUUUCCGAUAUGGGGCACAUGUCAAGGUCUUCUACUUUUAGCCGCAAUUGUUGCAGGUGAAGAUAUUAGUGGUAGUGUUGAUUGUGUCAACGUUGCCGUGCCUUUAAAACCCACACCAGAUUUUGUUAAGAGUCGCAUCUUUGAUAUAAAAACGCCAGAUUGUGUAUUAAAAGCAUUGACAACAGAAAAUUCAACUUAUAACCACCAUAAAUUUUCAGUUACGCCUAAGAAUUUUACAAAGUUUGGACUGGAUAAGUUUUAUAGAAUUAUUUCAGUGAACGAAGGUGGCAAUGGACUUGAAUUUAUUUCAACUCUGGAAGCCCUUGAUUACCCAAUCUAUGGGAUCCAAUGGCACCCCGAGAAGACGUUAUUUGAAUGGAACCCACAUAAAGAUUCCGCUAUUCCACACUUUCCUAAUGCCGUGGCCGUUGCUCAACAUGUGGUGAAUUUUCUAGUCAGCGAAGCACGGAAGAGCCAUCACCGUUUCUCCAGCGAAGAUGAAGCUUCCAAGUACCUAGUCUACAAUUACCAGCCGGUUUAUACUGGCAACGUCGUAUCAUAUGAGCUGUGUUACUUUCUUGAUAUGUAAUGAUAUUGCAUAUGACAUACAAUUUUGAACAAUUUGUUUACAUUUGUUUUUGUCAUAUCCACCAUCUAAUGAAAGACAACAAACUACUUAGGAGAGUGUGUGUAUUUCGUCGCCCAUUAGCCACAUUAUCGUUGUUUAAUUAUAUUUUGUCCUUCUUUGAAGAAACGGUUUAGCUAUCAUUACCUUACCACUGGUUUAACAUUUUAUAAAUACAAUUCAAUUUAUUUUAAGGCCUAAAGCAAAAAAUAUGGAUUAUAUGAAUUUUAUAACGUUAUUGCUUCAGCACGACCAAUCAAAAUACGCUCAACUGAAGUGUGAUUUUUUUUUUUAUUUUGUUGUAUAUUAUCGCUUUUUUCGAUGAUCUAAAAAUUAAAGGAACGUAUAACUUUAAUAUAUUGGUUUGAUCCAUGAUUUUGUUUACUUUUAUUUUUUUACGUGCUGUUCUUUAUGUUGCUUGGGGCUGGCCUAUUUCGAAAUAGGUAAAUAUAUGCUGCAUAACGCAGCGUAGUAUGAUUUAAAUAUAUAUAUACAUUUUAUAUAUUAAAUUGUUUUUAUGUAUAUAACAUUGGUAUUUUUGCCUUUGUAUAUUCUUCUUGACCAAUUUAUACUAAGGUACAUCUAUUUCGACAUCUAUUUGAACAUCCAUUUGGAUUUUGGAUAGGGCCUAAACACUGUUUCUUCGGCUAUAAGGUCCUAGUAGGUCAAAUAGCAAUUGAUUUAGAUUCAUUAAAAAUAUUUCCAAGUGUUAAAUUUUAUGACUUAAUUGAUUAACUGUAAUCAUGGCAUUUCUUUUGUAUUCUGACUAUAAAUAUGGUACAGACUAUUUGAUAGGCCAAGAGAAUCUAGACAGGUGCAUUUCUCGUUUCUAAUAACGGGAACAAAACGAAUAUGAAAAUACAGAAUUAAACACUUAGUAGGGAAGAUUUCCCACCGAAUUAAAAAACGAACGGUACUGGGUAAUUGACUUUGACUUGCUUUGAACAAGGUAUCAAUUCGUAAAAGUUAUAUGAAGGUAAGCCUAUCUAAGAGUUACUCUAGAGUGGCCGAGACUCCGCCAAUCGGGAAAAUUACAGAGUAGUGACAUGUGAAAACGGGUAAAAUCUAUGAGUUGUCAGCACAGCAUAACAUAAGUUUAUAACAAACAACUUUCAAGUAAACCGGUGUAUAUGUUUAAAUGGUUAUGUUUUCACUGUGUAGUGUGUAGGUUUAAAUAUUUUGUGUCAUUAACAAUUAGGCAAUAAUCAUACAUGUAUUUAUAUGACGAAUAAAGGAAUUGAAUUGAA
Messenger RNA from Anneissia japonica, 2358 nucleotides. RefSeq names its product gamma-glutamyl hydrolase-like. Gene Ontology annotation, cellular component: vacuole. The transcript is spliced from 8 exons. NCBI's taxonomy places the organism in Eukaryota, Metazoa, Echinodermata, Crinoidea, Comatulida, Comatulidae. Gene Ontology annotation, molecular function: gamma-glutamyl-peptidase activity. The record is from RefSeq and is a predicted model, not a curated record. Gene Ontology annotation, biological process: tetrahydrofolylpolyglutamate metabolic process. The coding region runs from base 80 to 1075 and encodes 331 amino acids.